Messenger RNA from Ornithodoros turicata, 3247 nucleotides. It is a transcript of the gene Pgant7, whose product is annotated as N-acetylgalactosaminyltransferase 7-like. The record is from RefSeq and is a predicted model, not a curated record. Gene Ontology annotation, cellular component: Golgi apparatus. NCBI's taxonomy places the organism in Eukaryota, Metazoa, Arthropoda, Arachnida, Ixodida, Argasidae. Gene Ontology annotation, biological process: protein O-linked glycosylation. The transcript has 11 exons. The coding region runs from base 264 to 2009 and encodes 581 amino acids. Gene Ontology annotation, molecular function: polypeptide N-acetylgalactosaminyltransferase activity.
UGCGUGUAUGCGGAGUUUGUUGUCGUCAGACGUCGCCACAUAGUGCAUCGUUGUUUUCGUGUGAUGUGUACGGUCGAGAAAGAGGACGUGAAAGAACAGUGCAUCGCAAUGAAUAUUUGUGAUGUUUGAUUAAUUAGGCGUCACAUUAUGUAGGCAGUACGUACAGUUGCAGGCUGAUAUUUACAGCUCCAUCGUUGCUCACGUAGUUGCAAAGGGAAUUUGAAACGUGUCAAAGAACCGGUUGUACACUGAAUUAGUUGGAGAUGAAGCUAAUCAACAUACGACGAAGUCGUCUAGUGAAACUCACCCUAGUCGGGGUAGUAGUAAUAUUCACCAUCACGUUCCUGUUGCCAAGUCCAACGGGUAAAAUGAAAGAACGAUUCACACGCUAUACAAGACAAAGGGUAUCUCCUUCCCUACCAGUAUUUAAGCAGGAUGUUCUUGGUAACUUCGAACCUCCGAAAGAAGAUAGAGAUCUCAAGAAACCCGGUGAAAUGGGUAGGGCGUUUCACCUCUUGCCAAAAGAUCAAAACAACGUGGCACAUGCUCAAAUGGAGUAUGGUAUGAACAUGGUGGUCAGCGAUCAUAUUUCUCCAAACCGUUCUGUGCCAGACAUGAGAAUGGAAGAGUGUAAAUAUUGGCAGUACCCGACGGAUCUUCCCACGACAAGUGUUGUCAUCGUUUUCCACAACGAAGGCCUCUCAGUGCUGAUGAGGACGAUCCACAGCGUCAUCAACAGAUCUCCACCGCAGUUUCUCAAGGAGGUUGUUCUUGUUGAUGACUACAGUGAUAAAGAAAAUCUCAAGGGUGAGCUAGAAACGUACAUAGCAAGAAAUUUCCGAUCCAAAGUGCGUCUGCUGCGCAACAGGGAGCGGGAAGGCUUAAUCCGGUCAAGGACCUACGGUGCCGAACAGUCCCGUGGUGAAGUCGUACUGUUUCUCGACGCUCACUGCGAAGUUGGCCCUAAUUGGCUUCCCCCUCUACUAGCACCUAUAUAUUACAAUCGGACCACAAUGACAGUACCAGUUAUCGACGGCAUCGACAAGGACACCUUCGAGUACCGCCCAGUGUACCACGGUGGAACACUUUUCCGUGGGAUCUUCGAGUGGGGCAUGCUGUACAAAGAGAUUGAAAUCCCCAGCAGCGAAGUCACCCGCAGAAAACACGAGAGCGAACCUUACAAGUCCCCCACCCAUGCCGGUGGCCUGUUUGCCAUUGACCGAGAUUACUUCCUCACGCUGGGAGGUUACGAUCCGGGCCUUCUCGUCUGGGGAGGAGAAAAUUUUGAGCUGUCUUUCAAAAUUUGGCAGUGCGGUGGCAGCAUCGAAUGGGUUCCUUGUUCCAGGGUCGGGCACGUCUACAGAGGUUUCAUGCCCUACAGUUUUGGAAAGCUGGCUCAAAAACGAAAAGGACCUCUUAUCACCGUGAAUUACAAGCGUGUAGUGGAAGUGUGGAUGGAUGAGUAUAAAGAGUACUUCUACACGAGGGAGCCCCUGGCCAAGUAUUACGAUGCAGGCGACGUCUCGGAACAGCUUGUCCUCCGCAAUCGCCUUCAGUGCAAGGGCUUCAAGUGGUUCAUGGAGAAUGUUGCCUAUGAUGUGCUCAAGAACUUCCCCCUUCUCCCAAAGAACAUUUACUGGGGAGAGGUUCGUACGAUGGUGUCUGGGAACUGCCUGGAUGCCAUGAACUCAAACCCGCCAUCGACAGUGUCCGUAACUCCCUGCCACGGAACCGGCGGUAAUCAGGUGUUCAGGAUAAAUGCAGAAGGGCAGCUAGGAGUCGGUGAGAGGUGUAUCGAUGCCAGCAUCCACAGUAUGCAGCUGGUCUAUUGCUCACUGGGAACCGUUCACGGACCGUGGAAAUACCUUGCCGAGACAAAGCAACUUUUUCACAAGGAUCUCAAGAAGUGUCUUGAGUAUAACCAGCAGGAGAACUACCUGAAGUUGGUCAACUGCAACACAGAAACGUUGGGACAGCAGUGGAAAUUUCAGGAGAUUCAUCCACGGUGAGCGGGUAGCUCAUCGUUUGCACAAGGCCAUGCUUUGUCUACGGUAUGUGGUGUUAGCGGUGUUCCUCACGUACGUGAAAGUGCUCAUCCGUUUGUGUCGAAUUCGCUUUUUCCCAUUGUGACUUUUCUGUUGUUCCAUGUUCUUUUUUCCUUUUUUUUUUAUGUGGCUUUGGUAUGCAUCUUUGCACAAUUGUAUCGGACCUCCCUAUUUGUGAUUGUUGUGGCGAAAUCUUAACUUUUACGGUUGCCGCAGCCAAAGUGAACGGCGGACACAUAUCAGUGUGAACAUGGGAGGGCAAAGUGGAUGGGGUACCACAGCAAUAAUCUUUUGGGACAGUGGAUCCUCUUGUAUUUUAUGCUUUAAAGUAGAAAAUGGGGCAACAUUCAACGUGACCUCUCUAUUUUCUACUUCAAAUGCAUGUUAUUCUAGCAUCAAAACAUGGGUGACACGUCUGUGCAGGAGCUCACGAGGUCAAGAACCUAUUUGCUCUGAUACUGGGUGGAGGAUCUAAUUUCUUACGUCUGUGUUCUUUGGGCAUUCGCAAAAGUGAACGCCAUUGUUUGUUGGAACGUAAUGUUAAGUGGAGAUGUUGCAGAAUUUGGUACAAUUUCAUCCCUGGUGUAUCCGAAGGACAUUAUGAAAGGACAUUAUAACAAAUGUGAUUUAUAUAACUGUGACGUGACAGCAUUGCCGUCAUUUCUUUUCUGCAUGGAGAAGGUGCUGUACUUUCUUUUUCUUUUUUUCGGAAUAUAAGCGGCGCUCAUGAGCUCUGUGAUUCAGGAAUAUCCGUGUGGGUAAUUGCCACUAACAUUCCAAACUUAUGCAAAUGGUUGUUGAGUGUCAACAUGUACAUGUUUCUGUGAGAGAAAGUUUGAACCAGAAUGAUGAAUCUGCAAUUAUUAUGAUUUUUUUUUUUCUUUGAAUGUACGUCAUUUCAGGGCAUUAUACCUAUGCUAAGAUACGUACUGUGAAUGCAGAGUUAGGGGUGUGCUGUGAAUAAUUUUAGUAUUGUUUCUGUUAAUGAUGUAUGUGUCACUGCGUUCCAGUUUGUUUUUGCAUGUUUGCAAAUUACUCAUUUAUGUGGAGCAGCAUUUUCUUUUUUUUCAACACAUUCUGCACCAAUAGAAUAAGCCGCACAGUUUUUUUUGCCAUCAUGUGGGUGUGGGGUAUGUUUAUGCAAUAUUUUUGGGAUUCAGAUAUGCUCAUGAAACUGUUGAGAAAUAAAAUAUUUUGUUAUA